Melampsora larici-populina 98AG31 is the source of this 1354-nucleotide messenger RNA. RefSeq lists its product as uncharacterized. Lineage: Eukaryota; Fungi; Basidiomycota; Pucciniomycetes; Pucciniales; Melampsoraceae. The coding region runs from base 104 to 1021 and encodes 305 amino acids. The record is from RefSeq and is a predicted model, not a curated record. The transcript is spliced from 2 exons.
CACACUUUACCAUCUUCGAUCAUUCUCUUGACUUUUCUCAUUUCUCAUUUCUCAUCAUUCUCUUACCUCAAUUCUAAGACCACAUCGAUUCAUUCUACUUAAAAUGGGAUUACGACAUCCACCAAGUCCAGUGCUUAUCAAUCGAUCAACCAUAACCAACACAAACCAUGAUGAAAACAAUCGAUCGACUAAUUCGAAUUCGAAUCCGAAUCCGAAUCGAAGAUUCCAUUCAUCUUCAAUGGUCACUAAUUAUACAAAAUCAAAUCUAAUCGAAAUGAAUUCACAAUCAGAUGAAAGUUGUUUAGUAGUCAUCUCAUCAAAAGUUUAUGAUUUAACACUAUGGAUCGAAGAUCAAUCAUUAUCUCCUUCUUCUUCUUCAUCAUCAUGCUUAGAUUCAAAUUCGAUUCAUCAAUUAAGACAUCUUUCUAAAAUCGAUCCUUUACAUGCUGGGAAUUGGUUGAUUCAAAGAUUAGGUUCUCAUCAGAUUCAUUUGAUUGAUGAAUGUAGAAUUGGUGAUUUCGAUUCAUUCGAACAUCAAGCCUUACCGAUCCUUCGAUUCCCUGAUAGUCUUGAUCCUGGUGGAGGAGGAGGAGGAGGGGCUGGAUUUCAUUCUAAUUGGAGUCAGAAUUUUAAUAGAAAUUCAAACCAAACGGAAUCAAAUCACAAUUCUAUAACCGAUCACCCAUCGACUCCAUCAACAUCUACCCAAGCCAUCAAUACAGUCGAACCCAACUGUACCAAUCCCAACCAAAGCUCUCUUCCAAUUAGCUCUUCCACUCCAACACCUAGAAGAUCGCACCUUUCAAGAGCUUUAGCAUUAGUAGAGUAUCAUAAAUCUUUGGUCAUCGAAGCUGAAGCGAAUGUAGGAUCGGCUCAUAUUAGCUUAUCUGAAGCUUUUGAAGGAUUAGCUGAAGCUGAGAAGAAACGUGAUCAUUUGGUGAUGUUGGCUUGUGAAGGCUUUCGUCCUACUUUACCUGAAUGGGAAUCUUUAGAAGAUGAAGAUGGAUUUGGAACGGUUUGAAUCAAUGAAUGAAUGAUUAAUUUUACAUUUGAUUCUCUCAUGAGGUUGUGUUGAGGAUUGAUAAUUAUUUACUUGGAGGGGUUUUUUCUUGGUCUCUUGGUUUCUUGAUUUCUCAUCAUUAUCAUUAUCAUCAUCAAUCAUAUCUUUUUUGAAAGGAAGGAGGUUUAUGAAGAAGAAAAAAAAAUAUAACAUCUCAUUGUUAUCAAAUCUUGACUUUUCUCUAUUUUUUUCAUCAUGAUAUUUAUAUAAAUAAACUUACCUCUCAAUACAGGUUUCUCAAUCAUAAUAAAGUUGUUGAUCAUCAUUAUUUUUAAACAGGACAAAAAAUUACAC